UUAGUGACGGUGGGCUGGGAAGCCCCAACAUAUAAAGUGAGCGUGGCCUCCCAUCCAAGUCCUCAAAAACCGCAAAACGAGAUUCCACACAACGCCUUUAUAACGAAAUCCCAUACUACAUUUUUAUCGGCAUCCGCAUCUCGAAAUGUCUCUAUCCGACCUCAAGGUUAACGGACUUUAUAUCAUUUUAUUUAUAAGGCAUGAUCCACCAGUUCAGGACAAUUUCCACUGGGGCCUCUACCUCCACCGUCAUUCUCAAACCGGCGGCACGAAAUACCAUAUCAAGCAGCAGGGCGCCGGCUGGAUAACCAAUCAUGGGCCUACUGCUGGAGUUUUCAAAUCCUUCCUUCUCGUGGGUCUUUUUAGGAUCGCCGAUAUUCCGGCUGGUUGGGAGGGACACGUGGAUCAGACCAUAAGGACGUACGACAGCCAGAUAAAUAAUCCGGAUAUUUCAUGCCGAGUCUGGUUGCUUUGGGUUCUGGCCCUUCUCCAGAAGCCUGUCAACGGUCAGGUUAUUCUGAAAUGCGACAAUUUAGCGGCUCUGGAGACCGAAGUUAAGACCUGGGGGAAUGCAAACGCAAUGGGCGCUGCGGUGAAUGAGCAGCCAAGGCCUAUAGGAGCCUCUGCAUUGUGCGGACUGGCCUCAGAGGAAUGUGCAAGUCUCAUGUUUCGAGAAACCGUCAGGGGAAAUGAAGACUCAGAAGGAAUCUUGUCGAGUAGUGGGAGUAUUUGAUUUAUCGAAAUUAUAUUACAAGUAAAGAAGUCACUGAUAUGCA
Molecule: messenger RNA, 776 nt
Organism: Coccidioides immitis RS
Lineage: Eukaryota; Fungi; Ascomycota; Eurotiomycetes; Onygenales; Onygenaceae
Exons: 2
Coding region: 146-733 (195 amino acids)
Source: RefSeq, a predicted model, not a curated record